Molecule: messenger RNA, 909 nt
Organism: Coffea arabica (coffee)
Lineage: Eukaryota; Viridiplantae; Streptophyta; Magnoliopsida; Gentianales; Rubiaceae
Source: RefSeq, a predicted model, not a curated record
AUGUUGGAAAGUGGACUAAGGAAGCAGGUUGGGGAUGGCACCACUAUUGCAAUCUUGAAGGAUGGUUGGCUCAAAACUAGCUCAGGUAAAAUCUCCACACCAAAGCCACACAACUGUCCAAUUGACAAAGUCUCAGAAUUGAUUCAUGACCAUAAGUGGAACUCGGGCAUCAUAAACUCCUUUUUCUCUCCUGAAGAGACCAAAAUAAUCACAACAAUCCCACUGAGCUUAUUUGGAGGGAAGGACAGGGACACUUGGUGCAGCAGUGCCAAUGGUGAAUACACUACCAAAACUGGAUAUGUAAAAGCCAAGGAAAAGAUCGAAAGGAACAACAACAGGUCUCUGCAACAGGAUAGCACCAGCAGGAAUAAGCAGAAUUCCAGAAUUUGGCAUCAAGUUUGGGACCUCAACACUAAGCACAAGAUUAAACACUUCCUGUGGAAAUGCCUACAUGACAUCCUUCCCACCCAUGAAAAUAUAUUCAGACGAAUAGGGAAAGGAGAACCUUGGUGCAGGGGCUGUGGAGAAAGUGCAGAAACAUUAGAACACCUCCUUUUCUUUUGCAGGACAACUGAGCAGAUCUGGAAAACCUUCCCUAUCAAAUGGGAUGGUCUAGAGCAUUUGAAAGGGAGCUUUUGGUUAUGGUGGGAGAGCCUGCAGCAAGCUAGAGAAAGGGCAGAUGGUAAAGCUCACAUUGAAAUGACAGCCAAUCUACUCUGGCAUAUCUGGAAGGCUAGAAAUAAUUGGAACUUUAACCUGUGCAACCAAGAAGGGUAUCAGAUCUCCCAAUAUGCCAUGGUGGAUUGGCUUGAGUUUAAAGAGGCAAACCUCCUAAACACAUGUGACAAGCAAGAAAUCAGUGCUGAGCUUGAUAGCAAUGACAACAUUGUUGCUGUACUCCAACAAUAG